Molecule: messenger RNA, 756 nt
Organism: Wallemia ichthyophaga EXF-994
Lineage: Eukaryota; Fungi; Basidiomycota; Wallemiomycetes; Wallemiales; Wallemiaceae
Product: Dihydrofolate reductase
Exons: 6
Coding region: 1-756 (251 amino acids)
Cellular component (GO): cytoplasm; nucleus
Source: RefSeq, a predicted model, not a curated record
AUGUCAAAACCCAGAAUUUUGGUGUUACACGGAUACACUCAAUCAGCUUACAUAUUAUCAAAGAAGAUUGGCGCAAUAAGGAAGGCUCUCAAAGAUAGCUGUGAUUUGCACUUCAUUGACGGUCCCUUGGAAUUAGAUAAGACUGAUAUGCCUAACGCUGAAAUGUACGAUAGUAUGUUUGUGGAUUCAGCUCCAAGAGCUUGGUAUGUCCUUAGACAUAAUCACAAGACCGAUAACAUGGACUUCAAGUAUUUUGAAAAGUCUUGGACCUUUCUAAAGGAAUUACUAUCGGAAAACAAGUACGAUGGCAUCUUUGGCUUCAGUCAAGGUGCGGGCUUCGCAGCUGCCCUAGCAGGUGUACUGGCAAACCCAGACUCAAAACCUGAAUUUAAAGGUGUGCAUCCACCUUUCAAGUUCUGUAUCACUGUUGGUGGCUUUAAAGUCGUCGACAAGGCGUACGAAGAUAUUUAUCCCCUUCCGAGGUCCGGUGAAAAAACUCACUUCUUGCACGUGACGGGCGAAAACGACAUGAUAGUUACGCCAGAAAGAAGUGCAACUCUCAUUGACAAUAGCCCAAAUUGUCGCCUUGAAAAACACCCGGGUGGUCACUUCGUGCCAUCAAGUGCUCCUUGGCGCCACUUCUUUGUUAGGUACAUUAGUAGCUUCACAGAAGGCGGUGAUCAGGGUAACGUUGUUGGACCUCAACCCACUCCGGAAGCUGUGGUUGUAAAGUCACUUCAGGGCAAAUCUCUCUAG